Messenger RNA from Acanthopagrus latus (yellowfin seabream), 6859 nucleotides. It is a transcript of the gene gria4a, whose product is annotated as glutamate receptor, ionotropic, AMPA 4a. The transcript is spliced from 18 exons. Bases 330 to 3053 code for a protein of 907 amino acids. Gene Ontology annotation, cellular component: dendritic spine; plasma membrane; AMPA glutamate receptor complex. Gene Ontology annotation, molecular function: transmitter-gated monoatomic ion channel activity involved in regulation of postsynaptic membrane potential; AMPA glutamate receptor activity. Gene Ontology annotation, biological process: monoatomic ion transport; modulation of chemical synaptic transmission; synaptic transmission, glutamatergic. The record is from RefSeq and is a predicted model, not a curated record. Lineage: Eukaryota; Metazoa; Chordata; Actinopteri; Spariformes; Sparidae.
CUCCCUCCGUCUUUACAUGUGCGCCCGACACACCACCUCCACCUCCACCUCCACCGCCGCCGCCGCUACCAGCACAGCUCUCUCCCGAGUGGACACACUGCAGGGGAAGAAACCAACGAGCCCACCAUGGAAUAGGAAUACAGCCGGGACCAAAAAACGGGGGAAAAUAAACCUCUCUCAUCUUUCUUCCUUUCUCCCUCUUUUUUUUUUCUUCUUCUUUUUUUUCGCUUUUCUGACGCCUCUCUCGCAUCUCUCCCCCCUCCGCACCACCACCUUCUCUCUCGAUGUCUCUCAACAGUUUCUGAAGGGAUCGAAGGAAAAGGAAAACCAUGAGGAUUAUUAUUUUUUCUUGGCACUUUCUCGGGGUGUAUUCCGCCCUUUGGGGGCUGGCGGCGGGGGCUUUCCCCAGCUCGGUGCAGAUAGGUGGGUUGUUCAUUAGGAAUACUGAUCAGGAGUACACAGCGUUUCGACUAGCUAUCUUCCUUCACAACACCAGCCCCAACGCUACGGAAGCUCCCUUUAACCUGGUCCCACAUGUGGACAAUAUAGAGACCGCCAACAGCUUCGCUGUCACCAAUGCAUUCUGUUCUCAGUAUUCGAGAGGGGUCUUCGCCAUCUUUGGCCUUUAUGACAAGCGCUCGGUGAACACGCUGACGUCGUUCUGUGGGGCCCUGCACAUCAGCCUCGUGACGCCCAGCUUCCCCACUGAAGGCGAGGGCCAGUUCACCCUGCAGCUCCGGCCGUCCAUCAGAGGGGCUUUGCUGUCACUGCUGGACCACUACGACUGGAGCCGAUUUGUCUUCCUUUACGACACGGACAGAGGUUAUGCAAUACUGCAGGCAAUUAUGGAGAGAGCAGGGCAGAACGGAUGGCAGGUGAGCGCUAUCUGUGUGGAGAGCUUCAAUGAGGCAGCAUACCGCCGACUCUUAGAGGACCUGGACCGACGUCAGGAGAGGAAAUACGUCAUUGACCUGGAGCCAGAGAGACUGCAGAGCAUCCUGGAACAGGCUGUCAGUGUGGGGAAACAUGUGAAAGGUUACCAUUACAUCAUAGCAAACCUGGGCUUUAAGGACAUAUCUCUGGAGAGGUUCAUGCAUGGCGGUGCCAAUGUGACUGGUUUCCAGCUGGUGGACUUCAGCAGGCCGAUCGUCAUUAAACUGAUGCAGCGCUGGAACAAACUGGAUCAGAGAGAGUACCCCGGAUCUGAAAGUCCACCCAAGUAUACCUCAUCGCUAACAUACGAUGGCGUCCUUGUGAUGGCCGAGGCCUUCCGCACCCUCCGCCGACAGAAAAUUGACAUCAGUCGUCGCGGCAAUGCCGGUGACUGCCUGGCAAACCCAGCUGCUCCCUGGAACCAAGGAAUAGACAUGGAGCGUGCUCUCAAACAGGUUCGCAUUCAAGGCCUGACUGGGAACAUUCAGUUUGAUCACUACGGUCGGAGGGUCAACUAUACCAUGGACGUGUUUGAACUGAAGAGCAACGGACCUCGCAAGAUUGGCUACUGGAACGACAUAGACAAACUCGUGUUGGUCCAGAAUGAAAACACUCUGUCCAAUGACAGCACAGCGAUGGAGAACCGGACAGUAGUCGUGACAACCAUAAUGGAGGGUCCCUAUGUGAUGCUGAAGAAGAACUGGGAACUGUACGAAGGCAACGACCAGUUCGAGGGGUAUUGCGUGGACCUGGCCUCAGAAAUCGCCAAACACAUUGGAAUCAAAUACAAAAUCUCCAUCGUGCCUGAUGGGAAAUACGGCGCAAGGGACCCAGAGACGAAGAUAUGGAACGGCAUGGUUGGAGAGCUCGUGUACGGGAAAGCAGAAAUCGCCGUGGCCCCACUGACCAUUACGCUGGUGAGAGAGGAGGUGAUCGACUUCUCCAAGCCAUUCAUGUCUCUGGGAAUCUCCAUCAUGAUCAAGAAGCCGCAGAAGUCGAAGCCAGGCGUUUUCUCUUUCCUGGACCCGCUGGCCUACGAGAUCUGGAUGUGCAUAGUGUUCGCCUACAUCGGAGUCAGCGUUGUGCUCUUUUUGGUGAGUCGCUUCAGUCCGUAUGAGUGGCACGCAGAGGAGCCAGAAGAAGGCACAACAGAGCUGGGCCCCACGGACCAACCUCCCAAUGAGUUUGGCAUCUUCAACUCCCUCUGGUUCUCGCUAGGAGCCUUCAUGCAACAGGGCUGCGACAUCUCACCACGGUCUCUGUCCGGACGUAUUGUCGGAGGGGUGUGGUGGUUCUUCACCCUUAUCAUCAUCUCCUCUUACACGGCCAACCUGGCUGCUUUCCUCACCGUGGAGAGGAUGGUGUCGCCCAUAGAGAGCGCAGAGGACUUGGCCAAGCAGACAGAGAUAGCCUACGGGACACUGGACUCGGGCUCUACAAAGGAGUUCUUCAGGAGGUCCAAAAUAGCCGUGUACGAGAAGAUGUGGUCGUACAUGAAGUCGGCCGAACCGACCGUCUUCACCAAGACCACGGCGGAGGGUGUGGCGAGGGUCCGCAAAUCUAAGGGGAAGUACGCCUUCCUCCUGGAGUCCACCAUGAACGAGUACACGGAGCAGCGCAAGCCGUGCGACACCAUGAAAGUCGGAGGGAACCUGGACUCCAAAGGAUACGGGAUUGCCACACCGAAAGGCUCACAGUUAAGAACCCCGGUAAACCUUGCAGUUUUGAAACUGAGCGAAGCAGGCGUCUUAGACAAACUGAAAAACAAAUGGUGGUAUGACAAGGGAGAGUGUGGACCCAAGGACUCUGGAAGUAAGGACAAGUCGUCCCAGGCUCUCAGCCUGUCCAACGUGGCCGGGGUCUUCUACAUUCUUGUGGGCGGCCUUGGCCUGGCCAUGCUGGUAGCCCUGGUCGAGUUCUGCUACAAGUCACGGGCCGAAGCCAAGCGCAUGAAGCUGUCUUUCUCUGAAGCCAUGCGGAACAAGGCCCGUUUGUCCAUCACAGGAAGUGUGGGGGAGAAUGGCCGCGUCUUGACGCCAGACUGCCCUAAAGCCGUGCAUGCUGGCCACGCCUCCCUCCGACACCCCGGCCUUGCAGUGGUCUCCUCCGGACUGCCCUGAAAACCAAAAACACCUGCCGUGCCUUAACGACACACAGACAUACAAGACUUCGACAAGGACACACGCACACAUGCGCUUACAUACAAUCACACACAUAUCCUUGUCAUGCGUACCAAACAUACACACACACACAAAACAUGCAUAUAUACUCAGAUACAGACACAAUGAACACACAUUCUUACACACUUGAAGACACAAACACACACUGCGCAUCAUCAUCAUCUCACGUUCCUGCUGCCAUGACUUAUUUUACCAGAGACAGGUGAAAUACGACUGUGGAGUGAACAGUGGAGGGGAAAAAAGACAACUCUGACUAUCACACUUGCCUGCAGCAUUCAUUUUGUUGUUUUCCUGGGAGGAUACCAUCCUGAUAUCGACAAACCGACGAGAAAGCCAGCACAGACUGACAAGAAAUGAACUAUGAGCUGUGAACGUGACCACGAUCCCGAUCAUGAUGAUGAUAGUGAUAAAGAUGAUGAUCGCAGCUGACAGUAAAAGAGAAAAAAAAGAGACAACCAAACAACUCUGUUCCCGCUCUGUCGUCAUUGGACAGUGUCGGCCAACAGGCCGCACCCCUUGACAACGCCUUACUAAGACUCCAAACAUUGUUUUCAUCAUCAUCAUCAUCAUGGUCAACGUCAUCUUAACUUGCCUGCAAAGACUGAGUGCCAGGUAUAAUCACCCUUAGAAGACCAGAAAACUGUAACCUUGAACGUUCGGACUGUGCAAACCCGCUACUUUGCUAUGGACUGUUCAAACUGAAUGAAAAUGCUUUCUUACUACGCAUAUAGAAUGAUUUCUCGCCCCGGAAACAGGUGAGAUAAUCAGCCAAUGUAGAACAGAAGUAACCUCCAAAACACACACGUGUGCGGCUGAACUUGGCCACAGAAUUCACAGGGGUUUGUAAAAGGAAAAAAAAAAAGCAAAACAAGCAGUAGUAAUUUACAAAGUCCUUCAUCAACAGCAUCAUCAUGACUGUAGAAAUGCUAAAUAGCAAACCGAUGAUUUCUUUUUUUGCCGAGGUUUAAGGCAAAGGCGAGGUUUAAACUGUAUAUUCAGUGGUGGAAAGAAAAAAUAAAACACGUGGGCAGAUCUCAUAUGGCUACCGAACAUAGUGCUUCUCAACCUGAACACUGGGACCUUAAAGAGACAGAGCAAUACAUAUGUUGUAUAAAACAUUUGGGCUAUAACCCUUUCACUUGUGGCAACAAAGUCCACAUCCGUGUCCUUUUGAAUCAUUACAGGUUCAGCAUGCUAACCAGCUAGCCCCUCGCCACUCUAUACCCUAAACAACACUAACACGUGCUCUGAGCUCCCAGUGUGGGCAGAAUCACAACGUAUUAGAUAGUUUACAGCUCGCUGCACGGUUAGCCGAUCUCACGAGCAAACGGCGGUUACAAUUAGUAGCAGUUAGCGGUUGCUCUGGUGACACGCCUCCCCUGAAUCCAAUAGGUGUCCUUUUCUUACAUGUUGCACCUUUAAUCCAAAUAUCUGGGCAAAGUUAAAGGCAAAUGAAAGUUCAUUAUACUUUGCACUGCUCCAAGCUUUUCCACCAGCUAGGAAUAGGUUUGUAUGCCCAAUUAUGAACCGUUCUGGGCAGUUUGACCAAAAAUAAAUUGAUUGGGAAUUUGAAAAGUUGGUUCCCAAGCGGUGAUUUCCUGUAACUUUAAGUGUGAAUUGAAGUGUGGGUGCAUUGUGCAACCACUCCCAUUAAAAACGUGUUCUUGAUUACAGUGGUUCCACUUGAAACUUGCAGGCAGGCUGCUCCACCUGAUAGCGCCGAGAAUCUUGACGGAACCGGUUCAAAGGGGGUGAUAAGGUUGAGAACCACUGGUCUGUGAUGUGUGUGCUUCAUUUGAUUUGAACUAUAAAGACCCAUAGGUGCAGUUUUCAGUUUCUCUACAAGUAACGACUCUGACCAGUGGUUUGGUGGCCAUUUGAGAUCCUCAGUCUUCUCCAGUGGCCGGGGAAAGGUAUCAUAUCAGAAAGCUUGCUUUUUAAAAACUGUUGUAAAUAACUGCGUAGCAAAACAGAACUCACUUGUCUUUUUUAAUCAUCUUAGAUAACAAUUCAUUGCAAUAAUGAAUAUAAAAAGAACAAUGCCACUACUUGUAAUUAAGAUCAAAUCUUUUUUAUAAAUCUACAUAUUAUAUAUAAUACAAAUGAAUAUAUAUCUAUACGUCUAUAGAGAGCUAUAGAAAACAUUGCUCACAGAUUGUCAGAGGCCAUGGCAUACAUUCUGUUAUAUGGCUGUUUUUUUUGAUAUCUUGGGAAUAUUGAUAUGCCACAGUCUUUGUGUGUCCUACUCAACACUGAAUGUCCAUCUGGCACUCACACGGACACACACGUAGAAACGCACGCACAUCGUUGCAUACACAGGGUCAGCUCAGAGUGAUCACUCCAGCGCCAUGAGAGGGUCGGACAAAUUGAUUUCUGCCUGCCCGUCUGUUUUAUGAGUAGUUAGUGACUGUUUCUCAUCGUCCAGCGAUGUUUUUAAUUUCAACAUCUUCAGCUCAGGCUGCAGAGGCUCCUGAAACCGUACGGAGAUGCCAGUGUUCGACACUGAAGCCCACACAGCCAGAAGGGGGAGGGAGACAAUGCUGUCUGACAUUUUGGAGAGUGUAGCAUUUGUGUCGCAAUUCAUACCGCCUCAGUGCUUUUUGUUAUUUGUCUUCUCACCAGAUGUGAGUCAGCGACAGAUUGAAAUCCAGCAAGAGUUCACACAGAGCAGGGUUUGCACUUUUUGGGGACAAGAUUGGAUCCCGCGUGCUCAGCGAGAGCGAUCAAUCCUACGAAAUGUUUGGAAAUCUGCAAUAAAAAAAGAUGGCAGCCUGUUUUGGCACAUCCACUCCCUGCCAGCCGUUGAGAGAGGAGAUAUACAUUAAUAUCUGAGGACCAAUUAGGAAAUGAACAAGUUUUACAUGGUUUAGCGCAGUUUUACUUCUACGUGCCAACACAAUUAGCCUGGUGGUGACACUCACAAAGAGAUUGUGUGGGAUUUAGAUAUUGUGUUCUCUGCCCUGCUCAAACCAUCUAUUGUUAGUUUGUUUAAUUCUGCUGUUGUCCUUGUUCCCUCUCUUGUUUUGUCUACCCUCCAUUCUGCCUUCGUCCUUCCUACUGUAAGACAGAACUCUCUGUAUAAAGUGCAUCUCAGCAAUGUCAAAUUACUUCAUUUUCAACCCUGAUACACGGCAGAAUAAUGGUAUAGAGAUGAAUCGAGAACUCGCGAUGCCAAUCGGACAAUCUGAGUCUCAUCUGGUCCUUUAACCCCGGAUAUUUGAAAUCUUUUACGAUGUAUCUGUUACCAUUUAGCGAAAAAGAAAAAAACAACAGAAGACCUUCCACUACUUUGUAAAACUCACACACGUACCUCAUAAUGCAUCCGUCCUGCGUCAGACAUAUUCAAAUCAAACUCAACUCGAAGACCAUAAACAGAAGUAUCUCAGACAGCGACCCUCCCUAUGGCUAAAACAAACAACAGUUUCCUAUCACUUCCUCUCAGCCCAGGGGAUCACUGCAGCAGUACUGCAGCAAUGAGAGAACCGGUGGAAAUAGUGGGUGGAUGCAUUUGCGCAGAGACGCGGAUCUAGCUACACUCGCCACACCAGACACCACAGGCAGUCAAACUAUACAUGUUACUGAUGUGUUUUGUUCCGUUGCCACCUCCAACACGUGAGAUUUCAUGCGUCGACAGCACAAAGCGGACCGCUGGGCUGUCAACACUCUGGCUUUAACACGGCCUCUUUUCUUCCUUCGUUUCUGUCCUUCCAUUUGGUUUCUUUUUCUAGUAAAACAUCAAUGCUGAA